UUUGUGUCAUCAGUGAGAGAUAAAGCUCACGGUGGACUCUUGUGUCUCACACAAACCACAAGCUUGGACACUUUUGGAAUAGCAUAGGAGGCAUCAGACGAAGAUAUGGGUCUUUGUGCCCAGACUGGAGAUCCGAAUCUAUUUUCUACAACCCUGGUUCUUCUUCUUAUUCUUCUGGCCUCCAUCCACGUGGGAGCCAACGACCAGCCGCAGCAAGGCAGGAAGAGACACUACUACAUAGCUGCUGUGGACAUAGACUGGAACUACCAGGGCAAUGAAACACACAGAUUUUUGCCUACGUACAAGAAAGUGGUUUUCCGGGAAUACGAGAAAGACUUCACAAAGGAAAAGAUUCAUCCACCCUGGUUAGGUAUACUUGGACCGACACUGAGGGGCGAGGAGGGCGACAUCAUUGUGGUCACUUUCAGAAACAUGGCGACACAACCGUGCAGCCUCCACCCACACGGCAUCGCUUACGGAAAACAGUCCGAGGGAGCGCACUACUUCGACAACACAUCCCAAAGAGAAAAGGAGGACGACGUGGUGAAGCCCAACAGCGAGCAUGUGUACACCUGGGAGGUGACGCCAGAAGUCUCACCCAAACCCGAUGACCCCACCUGCCUCACCUACUCGUACAUCUCCCAUCAAAACGUGGUUGAGGACUUCAACGCGGGCCUUGUCGGCACUUUGCUGGUUUGCAAGCGUGGAAGCUUGGAUGAGACUGGGAUGCAGUCCGGCGUAAACCAAGAGUUGGUCUUCCUCUUUGGGGUCUUUGAUGAGAGACAGAGCAUCCAUAAGCCGUCUUAUAUCUAUGACGACAACACCUCAAACCGCCACGUCCAUUAUACCAUAAAUGGCUACACGAAGGGAGCGCUACCUGGUUUGAGCAUGUGUGCGUAUUCCUCUGUAAGCCUGCACUUGCUGGGCAUGAGCUCUGAGCCUGAGCUGUUCUCGGUGCACAUGAACGGGCAGGUUCUGCAGCACAUGGGCCACAAAGUGUCGUCACUGGGCCUCAUCAGUGGCUCCUCUGCCACCGCCAGCAUGGUACCCGUGCACACUGGGCGUUGGAUGUUGUCGUCGCACGUGCUCAAGCACAUAGAAGUGGGCAUGCACGCUUUCGUGGACGUGAAGAAGUGUGAGGCUUUCAAAGCACCCCGGCGUGAGAUAACCAGGCAGCAAAGGCAUGACAGCAGGGAAUGGAAAUACUAUAUCGCAGCUGAGGAAGUUUUCUGGGACUAUGCACCUGAAAUGCCAGACCACAUUGAUGAGAGCUACAAGUCCCAGUACCUGCAGCAGUCAUCAACGCGCAUCGGUGGGAAAUACAAGAAGGCGGUGUACACGCUGUACAACAACGAGUCCUUCACGGAGCGUAUAGAGAGCAAACAGAAGAAAAGUGAGCUCGGGAUCUUGGGUCCAGUGAUCAGAGCGCAAAUUCGAGAUGUCAUCACGGUUGUGUUUAAGAACAUGGCCUCGAGGCCGUACAGCAUCUAUCCACAUGGACUGACUAUUGAAAAGUCAGAGGAGGGGGUGAACUACCCAGAAGGAGGCAACCAUUCACACGCUGUCCAGCCGGGCGAAACGCACACGUAUGUGUGGCGGGUGGUGGAAGAGGAUGAGCCUCUAAAGAGAGACCCCAGAUGUCUUACGAGGUUGUACCACAGUGCCGUCGACACGCCACGAGACAUCGCCUCAGGUCUGAUUGGACCCCUCCUCAUCUGCAAGAGUCAGUCACUCAAUGUCAGGAAUGUGCAGGUAAAAGCAGACAAAGAGCAGCAAGCCAUGUUCGCCGUGUUCGAUGAAAACAAGAGCUGGUAUCUGGAUGACAACAUUCGGGGGUUUUGUGAUCCAUCCCAAGUCAACAAGGCGGACCCUGGCUUUUACAAGUCCAAUGUCAUGCACACGAUAAAUGGCUACGUGUACGAGAGUGGGCCACUCUUGGGCUUCUGCAAUGGCGACGUCGCAAAGUGGCACGUGUCUAGCGUUGGAGCGCAGGACUACAUUCAGACAGCAACAGCCUACGGGCACACAUUUGAACUGAACAAGCGCAAGGAAGACAUCCUUAGCCUCUUUCCCAUGACUGGAGAGACCAUUACGAUGAACAUGGAAAACAUUGGUGUCUGGCUUCUGGCGACGCUGAAUUCCCAUGAGACAACAAAAGGAAUGCGCAUAAAGUUCCAGGAUGUUGAGUGCUUCCGUGACCACUACUAUGAGUAUGACUACGACGAGCCAGAAAAAAAGUUUGAUUUGUUGAAGCCUCCAAGCUUGGAUGAAAUCAAGAAGAAGGAGGAGGAGAAGGAGAAGCAGAGGCUCAAACCGUCAAACACCGUUGAGACUGAUCUUGACACUGAGAUGUUCGCAAACGAAUUAGGCCUCAGGUCGCUGAAGAAACAACUCAAAGACUCAGUGGAGAGCAUUGAGAAACUGGACUUGUCUUUCUUGGACUAUGAUGCCGUUGACGUGUUUAACAAAAAUGUCAGGCAAGCUACUUCGGUGACUAAAAGCACAAAAGCUACAAUCGAUUAUAGUCCUAGUCUUGAUAACAAAACCAAGACCAAUCAAACAGCACUUUACAACACUACGGCAUCGUUAAAUUACGGGAACAGAUCCACAGAGGCUACUAAUCUACCUUUAGAUGUAAAAGCCAAUUUGCAAGCUGGAAGGCUAAAUGUAACCUUAACAGGUGGAAAUGAGGACGCAGAGGAGCAAUUGACGCGAGGGGAUGUGUUUGCCUUCUCUGAGGCUCGAUCGCCUUCCAUCCCGGAUACACAGUCAAACCAUUCAUCAUUGAAUACAAUUUCUCAGGAUAUUAGGAGCCUGGACAUCCAGAACAGGGCCGUGUUUGGUGCCGUCCUGAAAGAUAGUGAAAGUACCGUCAAUGAGGAUGGACCUCAGAUGGACUCAUAUAAAUUUCUGAUUAUCCCAGCUGAUUUCAUCCCGGAAAAUGUCACUGUGAAUUCAACCCAAUCCAAUUCAUCAGGGAACACUACGUUUGAGACCUUUUUAAAACAGUCUAACAGCACGUCUUCCUCCUUCAACAAUAGUCAGAACUCAGGUAAUUUUUCACUUGCCGGCAGACUUCAGAGCAGCUUGGAGGAGUUAGAUGGUUCUGAGAGCAGUGAGGAAGUGUUUAUAUACCUCAAACAAAACCACACCGAGGUGAUUAAAUCCAACUCUGUAAAGACAAAGAGUCACAACUGGACAUACGACGGAACUCACCAAAACGUACCGAUGCAAAUUCCAGACCAUAUCAUGAAGUAUGUACAAAAACAAACAACACCAGCACCCAAAAGGACACCCAAGAUACGGAGAGUCAUAUUCCGACAGAAGCCACAGAAGGGCUUUGGUAUAAAAACGAGGAGGAAAAAGGAAUAUAACCCUCUAGUGACAAAUGGUUUACCACUCUCUCCACGUGGAUUUAACCCUAACAUGAUCCCACGAGGGUCACGACCAGUUUCACUGCAAGCUGUCCCGGAAGAGGAGGACCUUAUGAACAAACCUGUGGUCAUCGGUGUGCCACGACCUGAUUUCAGCGACUAUGAGCUUUAUGUUCCGGGAGACGAGCCUGAUCAUUUAGCAUUAGAAGAUUUGAAAGCAGAUGAAUAUGAUUAUGUGAACUACAAAGACCCCUACAGCAGUCAUCUAGACAUCCAGAAUAUUGACGAUUUCAAGCAGUCAGGCCCGAAUGUCAAGAUGUACUUCAUCUCUGCAGAGGAGGUUGAGUGGGACUACAGUGGCUCGGGACUGAACAGGCGGCAAGAAAGACCUCAGCUAAGCAAUCGGCACACAAAGUUCAAGAAGGUAGUGUUCCGAGGUUACAUGGAUGGGCUCUUCAGAAUACCUGAAAUUCGAGGCGAGAAGGAAGAGCAUCUUGGUAUCCUGGGGCCUGUCAUCAAGGCAGAAUAUGGACAAAGCAUCAUGGUAGUGUUCAGAAACAAUGCCAAUCGACCAUUUUCCUUACACCCAAACGGGGUUUCCUAUACCAAGUCGACAGAAGGUCUAUCCUAUGAGGAUGCCUCCACGGCUUCAUAUAAAGGUGACAACGAGGUUCUCCCCAAUACCACCUUCACAUAUAUCUGGAAGGUCCCUCGAAAAGCUGACCAUACUCAGGAUGAGCCUCACUGUCGGACAUGGACGUACUAUUCCGGUGUUAAUCCUGAAAAGGAUAUCCACUCCGGCUUGAUUGGGCCUUUGCUAGUAUGUCCAAAGGGCACCUUAAACAACAUGACGGACAUAAGCGAGUUUACACUGCUCUUCAUGACCUUUGAUGAGUCACAGAGCUGGUACUACGAGACAAAUCGCGAGAUCAUGCAGCGCAAAAGCCGAAGGAGAUUUCAGGACCCCAAUGUCAAGGAGGACCUGAAGUUCCAUUCCAUCAACGGCAUCACACAUAAUCUCAAGGGCCUGAGGAUGUACACCAAACAGCUCGUCCGCUGGCACCUUAUCAACAUGGGCUCUCCCACAGACUUCCAAAGCAUCCACUUCCACGGACAGACGUUUCUUCACCAGCAGGCCACCAGCAACAGACAUGGCGUCUUUCCACUGCUUCCUGGAAGCUUUGCUACCUUGGAGAUGUAUCCGUCCAAGCCUGGCUUGUGGCAGCUAGAGACGGAAAUUGGCGUCAACCAGCAGAGGGGGAUGCAGACUCUCUUUUUAGUUCUCGAUAAUGACUGCUACCGCCCCCUGGGCCUCGAAUCAGGCAGUGUGAAAGAUGGACAGAUCACAGCCAACAUCACUCGAGGCUACUGGGAGCCACAUCUUGCCCGAUUGAACAAUCAAGGCAAAUACAAUGCAUGGAGCACAGACCAGAAUAAUAGCUUUAUUCAGGUGGACUUUCAGAGGCCGGUCGUGAUAAGCCAGGUGGCCACACAAGGAGCCAAGCAGCUCUUCCAAUCGCAGUUUGUGACCAAUUACAGUAUCUCCUACAGUAACGACCACAAAAGGUGGAGCCUUUAUAAGGGCGACAGCAGAUACCCAAUGAAGGUGUUUCCUGGGAACCAGGAAGCCUACGAGACAAAGACAAACACCUUUUUCCCGCCUGUGAUUGCAAGAUUCAUUAGGCUUCACCCACUCCAGUGGUACAACACGGCCACAGUCCGCAUGGAGUAUUACGGCUGCGAGUUGGACGGCUGCUCUGUACCUCUGGGGAUGGAGAAUGGACUGAUCGAGGACUACCGCAUCACAGCUAGCUCCACGUCCUCCAGCUGGUACCUGGGAGCCUGGUUGCCCUCGUAUGCGCGCCUCAACAAGCAGGGCACUGUCAAUGCAUGGCAAGCUAAGUACAAAGACAUGAAGCAGUGGCUUCAGGUAGAGCUGCCAGAGGUCAAGAAGAUCACAGGCAUCAUCACGCAAGGAGCCAAGUCUCUGGGGAAGGAGAUGUACGUCACCUUCUACUCGCUCCAGCAUAGUGAGGACGGAAUCUACUGGAACGACUACAACGAAGACGAGGACCGACCACCGAAGAUCUUCCGCGGGAACAACAAAAACAAUGAGCAUGUGAAGAAUUUCAUCUACCCGCCCAUUUUUUCCCGCUUCAUCCGAAUCAUCCCCAGAAACUGGAAGGGGUCUAUUACUAUGCGCGUGGAGUUGUUGGGAUGCGACUUUGAGUGACUCAAGCAUAUACACCUACAGGUCCCUUCAUUAGGUACACCACCGCAAUCAAAUGCAGUUACAGUAAAAACGAUAACUGAAACUGGCAGAAUAUUUGGAGCCCCAGUUAGGAAAUACAACGAUAAUAAACAUAUGGACUGUGUCAAAUUCACAAUGUGUAUGUUUGAAACUUGAGAUGGGACGAAAAUGGUCUUCAGUUUCAACUUAUCCCACACUGUUGUGUUGAAAGCAAUGAUUGCCGCCCACCAAGUGUUAUAUACGUCACACCAGACGCUGGAGCCAAUGUCAUCAAAAUUGUAAUUGUUAUGAUUGCACAUUUACCGUAAUGGCUCACAGAUGAAUGAGAGAUUUACUGUUACGGUCCUGUUGAGUAAAUUUUUGCAUUCAAAAGACAGUUAAGUUUGAUUUGAUUGUUUUGGUGAAGAGCUUUUACGGUACAUGUAUACAUACGAUUGGAGGAUGUCCAGUGGGAUACGUUGUGGUCAUCUACGGCAAAGUAUUUCUAGAGAUCUAUGUACAGGCCAAAUUUUGAGUUAAAGUGUUUUUUGUUAAAUUGGUGUCUUUUAGAAAGUGGCAAACAACUGUAUGCUCUGCUGUCUUUAACGAGGUACUGCAAAAAUGCUAGUCAAAAGAUCCUCUAUAUGAGUCUGCUGUUUUUGUGAAAAUACUGCUAAAACACUAGUCAAAGAGCCGUUAUAUGACGUGUUUUUUGCUUUUUGAAGGAACAUCCAUUCAACAUAAUAUUAAAAAGAAAACAAAA
Molecule: messenger RNA, 6367 nt
Organism: Dunckerocampus dactyliophorus (ringed pipefish)
Lineage: Eukaryota; Metazoa; Chordata; Actinopteri; Syngnathiformes; Syngnathidae
Gene: f5
Product: coagulation factor V
Exons: 25
Coding region: 106-5607 (1833 amino acids)
Molecular function (GO): copper ion binding; oxidoreductase activity
Source: RefSeq, a predicted model, not a curated record